This is a messenger RNA of Oncorhynchus gorbuscha (pink salmon), 5321 nucleotides long. RefSeq names its product MIS18 binding protein 1 (gene mis18bp1). The transcript is spliced from 17 exons. Lineage: Eukaryota; Metazoa; Chordata; Actinopteri; Salmoniformes; Salmonidae. The record is from RefSeq and is a predicted model, not a curated record. The coding region runs from base 227 to 3751 and encodes 1174 amino acids.
GGCCAUCUCAAGUGAACGGAAGUUGUUUGCGGAAGUGACGCAUUUGAAAUCGCCGUCCAAUCACGCGACAUUCGAGGGAAGUUCAAAUUAUGGUUCUCUGCGAAACCAGCAAACAAUGGAACAUUUUGAAAUGAUCAGAUCGUGGUUGCAUAUAGCUAGCUAGUUUACUUCAGUGGCUCCAGUUGACAUUCCUCUACAUAUCGUAAAAAAUCGAUCGUGAAAAAACAUGUUUACCCCGUCAAGACACAACAGAGAAUCAACUUGUUUUCAUGAAGAAGACCCAGUUGGUAGAGACCGAAUUAUUUUCCCUGCAUUGAAGGCUUUUAAGACAAGCGAGGUGAUAUCCAGGGAACUCGAAAGUCCAGCCAAGGUAUUUGCGAGGAUGAAAGCUAGAGUACAGGCAGAGAUAAUACCGGUUGAGAACGAGAGGAGCAAAACGCCUAACCCCGUGAGAGAAAAGCGAAUCCAAGAGGAACAUGGUGGAGUAAUGAGCUCGCCUAGAAAACGACAGCAUUUGGUGAACUAUGAACAAAAGGAAACCGAGGACCUUGAAUUCACUUAUGAUGCAGAGGUUCUGACCCUUUCACCUUUUCAAUCGCCAAGCCAGGGUUUGACACAUUCACACUUUAUGGUCCACCCCCAAGACCUUCAACGACAGUCACUGUUGAAAGACAUGGGUAGUAGUGUGGUCAAGCCAACCAACAUAAAUGCACAAAAGCCAGGCCCAGCUCUGGAUGCUUUCUCAACAAAGUCCCAAAGGAAAGCUUUGUCAUACCCGCACACUCUGCUCAGCUCAAAUGACACCCAACGACCAACACCCCUCAAAGACUUAAAAAGUGCCUCCCAGACAACUAACAUAACUACACCAGUGAAAAGGUUAAAGUCAAUGGAAGAUUGCAAUGGAAAAAGUCAAUUUGGGGCACACAACAUUGUACACGAUGAACCAGAUUUCAGGUCCGAAGUUGUUUUGGAUCGACUGCCAUGCCUGGAUUCUAGAGCGAAUACGUUUUCUCUUCUGAAAGAGAGAAGACGAAAAAGGGACCAACAAGACUGUUAUCAAGAGAGCAGCCAGCAGGAUCCCAUGAAAGGAUGUGAGCGCAGCGUGUCGACCCGUGCACAACCCACAGUGGGCACCGGAGAGGACGCCAGUGUGAACGUGACCAGUAGUGUGCCCACUGGUCUAUUAGAGACCAGCAUUCCGUCGAGGCCAGAUGCCGGCCUUGGUCAGUGUGAGUUUUACCAUGACAAGCCUCCCCCUAGGCCCUUCCCAGACCUGGUGCACGACCCCCUCCUGCAGGUCUCACCGAAGAUCUCCAUUCCAAAGAAGCAGGAGGCUGUAUUCCGAGCCAAGCACAUAGCAGAGUCCACUGGAUCCAAUGUUACAGGGAUUCACCUUAGACACUGGCUCUUGAAGAGUAGGAACGACAGGUUUUAUGUGGAUGGUGUCCGUGAGGAUAACAAGAUGCCCUGGCACAGCAACCUCAUCGCAAAGCGAAUCUCAACCACGCACCUGAAGACUGCUUCUGGCAGCAUUUACAUCCUGGUGGGAAAGAUGGCCCCGGAUUUCAGCGGAACUCAACUCCCAAUAUGGCUGUUGAAGAAGUUUGUCUUUGGCUUUCCAACGGAUUGGAAGAAAUACCUUGAGCUCUUUUUGUCAGAGCCGAAAGGUUCAGAAGGUAAAAAGGGGAGCAAGGGCCUGAUAACACCCCGGAACCAAAACCACCUCUCCACCAAGACGCAGGACAACACAUCCCAAAAGCACAAUGCCACUAAGAGAUCUGCUCGUUCCUGUGCCACCCGUGCGGUGAACAGUGCUAAUGUUUCCCGGAGUGGCCGCCUUAUCAAACCUCCUCUGGAGUACUGGAAAGGGGCCAGAGUCAUCUUGGAUUCGGACAUGAACGUCACCAUUCAUGGGGGUUAUGACGAUUCGUCUAUGCUUUACUCUCAAGUCAGCACACCUGUAGCCAGAGUACUGUUAGACGGGCCACCAAAACCGGCCAAGGUUUUCUUACCUCCAGCGGAAGAGCGGCUGCGAGGUGACACUAGUGAAGAGGAGACUAUGCCUCUGAGAAAGGUGAAGGCUUAUCACCGGCCCUCGAAGUCAAAGCCAGAGGAUAAGUCACCUCACAGGGCCCCCAAGUCUCGGUGGUGUAAGGCUGAAGACAACGUCCUUUCCAGGGUCCCCAAAAGGCCCAAGAACGCCAGCCGAGAGCCUCACAGGUCCAUGUCUUUGGAGAACCCCUCUCACAGGUACAGAGGAAGACCCAAUGAAGAAAGUCCAAACUCUCAGUGGUCUAAGCCUGAGAACCUCUCCACCAAGGGUCCGGGCAGGUCCAAGAGGGUCAGCCCAGCAUCUCAGGGGUCCAAGUCUGAAGUGAUCCUCUCUCCCAAGCUCCAGGGUCGGCCCAGGAAGACUGGCCAAAGAUCUUGGAGUGCAACGGCGCCUGCCGCGUAUGCAGACCGUGCCCCACAAUCCCCUCCACGUCGCUAUCUCCGGGUUGCUAACAAACAGCACAGCGAUGACUCGGACAAAGCCAAUACAUCCUCAGAGCUGUUACCAGUGAAACAAGUCAAUUAUUCAGAAAAAGUAGACCCUCCGAGAGUGCUUGAUUUGCCAAAGAAGAGGGUCAGUCGUCAGAUGCUCCUAGCGAAACUCCUGGAUGACAUUGUGAAAGAUACGGGGAAACCUGCGCCCACAACGACCUACCCACGGAGGCUGACGCGGAAUAGGAACGUUCAGUACGUUAGUCACAGUACUGACGGAGAGUCCCAGUCUGAUGACGACUUCACACAGAAGAAAAAGCCCAAGGCAGUCAAAACGGGACCCAUAAAGUCACGGGGUACGAUAACACGUGGAAGGGUUCUGGAAGAUUCUCAGACAUCAUCGGGUGGUUCGUCGACUUCCCAGGACGACUGUAAGAAGAAAUUGAGUAAAAGGGACAGUCCACUGACACUGAGAAGAAAAGGCAGCAAGUUCCUCAGGGUUCAGCAGAGAGAAAAGGAAGAAAAUGGAGAUCAGUGGACAGAGGCAGAACUGUUGAAACUACAUGAGGCUGUGACGUCACUUCCUAAACACACUUCUGACUUCUGGGUGAACGUUGCCAUGGAGGUGGGCAGCCAUUCAGCUGAGGACUGCCAGAAGCAGUACAAUGCCCAGGCCCCCACUUUCUUGGCACCUUCCAAGGCCACCAAGAAAAGAGACAUUCAGCAGAAGAAGGAGCCAUUGGUGGAACCACCCCGAAUAACUGCAAGGAAGGGCACGCUGAAGCGGAAGCAGCAGGUGCGAAACUUCCUGGACCACAUGCCCAAAGACGACCACGAUGACAUCUUCAACAGCUCGCCCAUGCAGAACAAGCGGGUGAAGUUGCCCACAGUGUCUCCCAAUGGGAAAGAAGAUGUGUUCAUGGACUCUGAGCAUGACCCACAAACCCCCAGCUCAUCAAGAUUCCCAUCAGUGAAAACUCCUCAGUGUCUCCACAUCACCCCCGGCAUGAUGGGCUCUGUGAACAGAGACAACGAUGACCGGUAUAUCUACCAACUUCAAAAAAGAAUGAAAAAAGGCCAAGCGAAGCUGCACAAAUUGGGGGCUGCUUCAAAGUACAUGCCAACUCCAUCAGCCAAACGUGUUUUGAAGAGAUGCAAUACCGCGGAGAAUGAUUCUUUUGUGGUGUGGGAAAUGUUCCCUGACAAGGACGACCAUUCAGGGGAAAGUGGGGAAGAAGAGGAUUAUUAUUUUAUGGAUGAUGACUGAGCUGUAGAUUCACCAUGGUUCUCUUCACUAGACUCCAAGCAGGCUGAAAAGGGGAGGGACCUACCUGACUUUAUCUAAUAAGAAAUGCUAGUUUUCCUUGCAAAACGUUUAGCUAUCAUUUGUACUAAUUAAUACACCCUGUUUGGAUUAUUACGUUUUAAAACAGGACAUGAAAUGCUAUAACAUUGUCAAAAGUUAUACAUUCACUGUAUAGUUGUCAAUUACGUUCUGUGAUUCAAUCCCCACUGCUGUUUUAAAAUGUGUUUAAAAUGUUUUGUUUAUAUAUUGUGCCACUAAAUGCAGAGGCUUUUUACAAUAAAUGUUAACUCUAGUUCUUUGCGCGACUCCAAUAAAUUUGGACUUCUUUUUACUUGUUAGCAAAACUAUUUUAGAGGUACUUGUUUGGUGUUGAGAAUUUUUUUGGUUGAGGGGGGUUGCGGGCAGAACAUUUUUGCCCUUGCUACAGUCUGCUAUAUCGGUCUGCUAGUACAGGACUAGCAAAGGACCAGUGCACUACUUUUAUGAUUCUUUAAAAAAUAUAUCUAUUAUUAUUCAGAUUUUUUCAGGGGGUGUUGCAGUACCCCAACCUCCCACAGCUAUGGCCCCUGUGCCCUGAUAUGCAGCUCAGACUGAUCAAGACAUUUUGUGAGCAAACAAUCCAAUUGUUGCAGAACCAAUGAGAAUUUUUUUUUUCUUCUACACACAAUAUACAUUGUCAACUAUAUCACCGUUUACAUAUUACUGAACAACAUAAAAUGUUGGUAUAUUACAAAUUAUAGAGUAUUUCCAUCAUGAAACGGCUCAUAUAAUCUAUUUUCAGGACCCCAGAAGACAGGGCUCGUGUAGGCACGAUUGGCCCCACAGAGGUUGGAGCGAACCUUUGCUUUGAGGCAGCAGAAUGUGGACAAACUGGAAGACCUGUUGCUACUGGUGUUGGAGCCAGUCUGCACAAUAUGGUAGAAAUCGUUGUCAUGCUUAAAAUGGCAAACAUUAAGCCAUUUCUGGCUUCACGUUAACAAUCUAGUUGAUUCUGAGAUGAAACUUUAGCUACUUUUAUCCCCUUGUAUAUCAUUGUUGUAUUACCAUGUACUCUCAUAGAAGGCCUUUAUAGUACUGUCAAUCCUGUCUGUUUAAGGCAAGCAUGCAUGCUGAGCAACUUUGAGAAAGAAAGGCAUUUGUGCCUGGCCGACAGUUGCCACAGUCAAUCAUAAACCCUGCCUAUUUCAACAAUUUAUCUAAUUGAAAUGUGAUUUUAAACGUAACGUUAACCACACUUAACAUUAAAUUAAAAUCAAAAAGCACAUUUUUGUUUUCAUCCACUUUUUUACGAUAGACCAAUUUUACUUUGUGGAAACCGUUGUGCCUGUUGAAUCACACGCGUAUCUGCCCUCUAAUUGGCUAGAAUAAUCCCACCUGAUCUUGCCGCUCCUCCUGACUGCCUUGCAUUUUUGAAGAGGUUUAUUUUCAUUGUUAGUGGCUACUGGAGUAUCAGGUUAAUUUAAUGGAUAAUCUGUGACCAUCCUUACUCCAGGACUUCCUCACACAAAUUCCUUAACAACAAAGUUGCUCA